AUGGCUAAAGGAAUAGCAGUAGGACUUAAUAAAGGUUUCAUAACCACAAAAUUAAACAAGAAAUUCAAAAGAGAAUAACCCUCUAGAAGAAAAGGAUCUUUGGGUAAAAGAGUAGCUUUAGUUAGAUAAACUGUUAGAGAAUUGACUGGAUUUGCCCCUUACGAAAAAAGAAUUAUCGAACUUAUUAAAGCUGGUAGUGCCAAAGAUAGCAAAAAAGCAACUAAAAUUGCAAGAAAAAGAUUAGGUACUCAUAGAAGAGCCAAAGUAAAAAGAGCCUUACUUGAAGAAGCUGUUAAAUAACAAAGAAAGAAAUGA
Messenger RNA from Ichthyophthirius multifiliis, 315 nucleotides. RefSeq lists its product as hypothetical. Gene Ontology annotation, cellular component: ribosome; cytosolic large ribosomal subunit. The transcript has a single exon. Lineage: Eukaryota; Ciliophora; Oligohymenophorea; Hymenostomatida. Gene Ontology annotation, molecular function: structural constituent of ribosome. Gene Ontology annotation, biological process: cytoplasmic translation. The record is from RefSeq and is a predicted model, not a curated record.